AUGGCUUGUUCCUGGCCUCGAUUUAAGACCGUUUUGUUACUGUCUUUACUGACAAUUCCGAAGCUAUCAAAACCUUGUAUUCGAAUUCUACCCGAAGAGGGUGGUUGGAAGCAAAUGAGCGUAGGGGAGCGUGCUAAACUUGUGAAAGUCGUUUUCAUCGGAAAAGUGAUCAAUCUUUACACGGUAGAUAAACUCUCGGGAACUUAUGCCGCGGAUUUUGAAAUAUGGAGGAUUUUAAAAGGGAGAAAGAUCGUGGACGAAGUCUUCGAAAUGCAUCGCUCUUCACUUGUCAAAGUGUAUGGGUUUGGAGAGAAGAGACUGUGUUAUUCGCCUGUCAAGCCGGGAGAUGUUCAUAUGGUGUUCAUGGUCUACGAACCGGCUUCUCGUUCCUUGGUGGCGCGAUACGACGAUAUAUUCGGGGCGACAGCUGCUCCUACAGCCGCCAACGAGAACGAAGUGCUGCAGGCAUUAGGUAUGUUGACGCAGAUUUCAUUUAUCCCCUUUUCAUACGACCCAGCUCAUUAGUUAUCCCAUGAAAGAGUGCUUAUCUUCGGGUAGCGCUCCCGCGGUCGUUGCUACAAAAAUAACUUCACACUUUCAGACGUCAUUUCUCACAACGUCAAAAACAAUCCAAUUUAUGCCUUGCUAAGCGCGUGGAAUAACAUUCAUCUUGUAAAGUUGCCGUAAGCGAGGUUUGAACUACAUGGGGAUUUUCUCCUUUUGAAUCAUGUGGAAUCUGCUCAGUGAUUACACUUUUGUUUAGACAAAAGAAUGUUUCCUGAAGUCGACACACGACAACAAAAUCGGAAAUUUUAUGUCUUCUCGUAUACCUUCCUAGCCCACAGGAAGAACUUAAAUUUAUCAAUGACUCUGAAAUGACAAAGAAACCAAAAUGUAAAGUUUUGAAAUAACUAUAUUUUCGUAGAUCACAAAAUCCGCAAAGCUGAGAAAUUUUGACACUUCAUAAAUAACCUUUCUCGUGAUGUCAAAACCAUCGAAACACAACUGGAAAACAAGCUAAAUUUCCCCAUCUGCCUUUUCCAUGAUUUGAGUUCAAUUUUGCCGAAACAGACAUUUUUUCAAGAUUUAAACCUGCCUGCAGUUAAAGGGGUCAAAACUCGAAGGUUAAUAUGUGAAAGAAAUCUCGACAAGCUAGCUCUUGGUUUCAGUAAUCAUAACAGUUAUCAUGGCCUUAUUUUUCACGCCUGUUUGUGAUGUAGUAGCCCAAAAGUACAAAAAGCGACAACAAAGCUACCUCCCGUGCGUUAUUUAUUUGCCCUCCCGCGCGAGUGUGUCUGUCAACAAACAGACAAUCCACUUUAUUUUCAGUUUUUUGGAGUUCUUAUCGUAGCACGCUUUGGUAAUUUGGUAAUUAUGAAUGAAAAGCUUUUUAUUACCGACUGACAGAGCUAUUUUGUUUCAGCAAUUUCCGGAAUUGUUUCUCUUGUAAAGUUUGUUUUCAGAGGAAUGAGAGAGAUAGAGAGCGUGCGAUCGAUAGUAAGUAAUCCUUUACAACCCACUUGACACCACGAUUGGCCCGGGGCAAUUCCGCGUGUUUCUUGCCGAAGAACGAGCGAUUACCAGACUAAAUCAACUUAAUCUGCACAAGACUAUCUCAAAUGAAACAAAUAAAACGUAAAUAAAGUUACUGUUAAUGCCAAGAUAUUAACAGUUCUGGAUGCAUUAUUCAGCAGUUCCCUGGGAAAUCGUUUUUCCUCGCUAGCAAUUGACCGGUUCACUUGUCGUGGAACUGGACCAGCGGCUCUCUUCCUCGUGAUAAACCGUUAAUUUUUGCUUUCCUCUCUUUCUCUCUCGCUCUUUUUUUUUGGCAUCUUGUCACAUUAUAAGCGUUACACUAAACUCUCUUUUCUUGCGAAUCUUUUCAGUCACUUCCCACAAACUCAGCCACACAAAAACUUAAUCUACCUAACGCACUAGUGUGCUAACGAUCUACCAGAUGUACACGGAAUGCUACUCUUUAGUGCUCUUAUUUGGCUCGUGUGCCUUUCGCUGUAAUCCAUCUUUAUCUAAAUGGUGCCAUUCUGUCUCUCCUUCUUAACAACAUCAUGGAUUAAUUCAAAUUUUGUAUCUGUGGUAAUCCUGAGGUGAUGAACAAAUACUUGUAUCGAUAUCGCCACCGUGGCGACAGGCUUCCCGCCAUCCCGGUCGCCAUAUUGAAUACUUGCGAUCAAAGUGAGAUGCUGUGCGCCAAGAAGUGAGGGAGGUUUGAUAGGAAAAACGUUUUUGCAAAAAUUGAAACGAAUGCUUUCUUUUUUGCCUUUUGGACUUUGAGAGCAAAAUGUAUUAAACGGAUGAAAAUUGUUCCUAGUUAAUUCUUAUACAAUGCAAGUAGUUUAUUAACGUCUGUGAGAGUAAGUGUAUUUUAAAUUUAACCGCCACCUGUCUCGUUGUUUGUUUUUAAACUUAUUUAUCUAUAUUCUUUGUGGGAGAAUGUUUUCAGUUUAUGUCGCACAGAUAAAAUAGAAAAUAUUCAGAGCAUAGACAUAGCAAAAAAAAAAGAGAAAAGAAAACCUCAGAAAAUCACAAUGGAACUCGUAACAAUUAUGAUUAUGAAAAGUUGAACCAAGAGUUUAGAUAAGCAAGUAAUGUUCACAGAAAUUUCCUAUUUAAAUAAGUAGAAAAUCGAAGAUACGCCAUUGUUUGUACAUUCGGUCUAUCAAUGCAAAGAAAAGUGUUAUUUUGGGAAACACCAGGAUCCUGGAAACAGAAUAAAGAGAUGGAUCCAUAAUUUUAGUGGCAUCUCCUAGCGAGUAGCUUUUCAGAUUAUUGGACAAAAAUGAGACGAAUUAUAAACCUAGUUUAUCAAAAUUAUUGUUAUAGUUAACCUUGUAUUCUCUUCUUGAUGAUGGAAUUGGUGUAGUAAAAAAACUUCACGGCUUGUACAAAUUCCUACUAUUAACCCUUUAAGCCCUAAGACUGAUCAGCAUAAAAUUUCUCCUCUUAAUAUCAAUGCUUUGUUAAACAGAGUGGUCAUGAGAAUUACGGACCUGAUCACACAAGAUGAAUUUGCUGGAUAUUUUAUCAACUUCUCCCCACUACUUCUAUAGGAAAUGAAUAGGGGCAACAAAUGAGAAUUCAAAUCUUGAUCUUAGGGUUUAAAGGGUUAAGGUCUCUCGGGAGCUGGAAGAAAACGAUACUUGGUAAUAGUUAUCCAAACAGGUUUUAUUGCGGUUUCAUCUUAUUCAUACACGAAAAUUAUCUUGUGUAAAGAAAAUUAAGCAAGCUAAGAUAAGCAUCAUCUCAGGGUUCCACAGUAAAACAAAUCUAAAGUAGAAACCUUCUGAUAUCGCGCAAGAUUUAUCAAAUAUUCCGAUAAGCUCGCAAAAACAAUUAAGUAUUUUUCUUUUUGAUGUGAAUUUUCUGACGUUCUUUUAGAAUAGAACAGGCGAUGAAAUUUCCAGCAAUUUCUAUGCCAGUUUUAUCAGUCUUCGGAGAGUUUGAAACAAUGUACUAAUUCACUAUUACUUCUCGUGAUAACGGUAAAAGAAUUUCAAUCAGUCAGGAUGUAGAGGACACAGUGCGGAAAACCGGGUUCCUUAAAAAAGGUCUUGUUGUGUUUGCUUUUUAUAUGCGAAAACAUUUUUGCAUUCCUCUAUACCGUGAGAGAGUGCCCAAAUUAAAAUUUGCUAUUAAUACAUAAGGGAUUAUCUCGUGUCUUAUGAGAGCUUCACGAGGAAGUAUUUGUACCAUUUGUAGUUAAACCUUUCGAGAACUCUAAAAAUUCCUUUGAUUCUAUUUCCCUUGGAAUGUCGUAAUAAGGGAGCGCCCAUGGAUUUUCACCUUUAAAAAUGUGUAUUCAUAUAAUUAAUUAUUUGUUUCUUCCAGUUAUUAUAUCUUCACUGAUAACGAGUUUGAUUACAAACAAUUCUGAGAGGUUGCAAUGAAAAAACUGUUAUAUUUUGCCCAUUUCCAAAGCUGUAGGUUGCUGAAAAAAGAAAAACUUAAGCUAACUCUAACUAACUUUCACCGCCUUUACGCUUCACAUGCCUGUUUUGUGUACAAAAACACUCCUAAACCACGAGCGGUCGUCCUGCUUUCCUCAGAGCGACGCACGGCCAGACUAGUUGAGCAAACACACUCUCAGAAGAUCUUAGUAACUUAUCGAGCGCGUUUUCAUAAUCUUGCCCUCAGGCCGAGGCAAAGCAGAUCAAUAAGGUUUUCAGAAUGUUUACAUUUUAGUUCUGAAACCGGCCAAGAAGAAAAAUGGAUACUUCAAAAGGAACUUGAACGAGGUUUAAAAUAAAUAGUUGAGCAAACAAAGUUUUACAAGAACUUAGUAACUUAUCCAGCGUAUUUUCAUAAUAAUCCGUUACCCUUGAGGCACAGCAGGGUGAACGAGAACGUUUUCAGAAGUUUCACAUUUCAGUUCAAGGCGCCUUCUGGACCUGUUCUGGACCAAAAUAGGGCACUCCAAACAGCAGUUGGGCGAAGACUUUUACAAGAAGUUGGUAAUUUAUCCAGCACAUUUUGAUAAUCUUACCCUUGAGGCAAAGAAGAUCUAGAAGGUUUUCAGAAGGUUUACAUUUCACUUCUGAAACGGCUAAGAAGAAAAAUGGGCACUUCAAAAGAAAAAAGGAGAUUGAAAAUAUAGGCAAUUAGGCAAACAAAGUUUUACAAGAACUUAUUAACUUAUCCGGCGCAUUUUCAUAACCUUACCUUUGAGGCACAGCAGAUCGAGAACGUUUUCAGAAGUUUCACAUUUCAGUUGGGAGACGGCCAGGACCAAAAUAGGGCACUCCAAAAAAAGAAAAAGGUAAUUUAAAACAGCGGUUGAUCGAACAGACUUUUACAAGAGCCUGGUAAUUUAUCCAGAGCAUUUUCAUAAUCUUACCCUUGAGGCAAAGGAGAUCUAGAAGGUUUUCAGAGGGUUUACAUUUCAGUUCUGAAACGGCCAAAAAGAAAAAUGGGCUCUUCAAACGGCAAAAGAAGAUUAAAAAUAGGCAAUUGAACAAACAAAGUUUUACAAGAACUUAUCAACUUAUCUAGCGCAUUUUUAGAACCUCACCCUUAAGGCAUAGCAGAUCGAGAACGUUUUCGGAAGUUUUACAUUUCAGUUGGGGGACGGCCAGGACCAAAAUAGGGCACUCCAAAAGGAAAAAAAAAAGCGAUUUAAAACAGCAGAUGGGUAAACAGACUUUUAAAAGAACUUGGUAUUGGUAAUUCAUCCAGCGCAUUUUCAAAAUCUUACCCUUGAUAAAAAGAUAUAGAAGGUUUUCAGGUGGUUUACAUUUUAGCUCUGAGCACGGUCAAAAACCAAAAAGGAGCAGUUUAUCAAGGCAAAAACGGUUCAAGAAAACGGGCAGCAAUUGGGGCAAACAGACAUUUAUACCAGAGCUUGUUAGCCAUUUCCAUAUCAAAGAUUUGUAGAUCAUUGAAGCUGUGACGAAAAUGGUUUCACAGCAGAGUGAUGUAUCUUCGGUCUUUUGCCUACGCUUUUCAGGACAUUCAAAUUGGAUACUUAACUAAAGUCGAAACGCGUUUGAGAUAUGUAUAUAUCCAUGGCGUUGAUAUAUGAAAAAGUUUUGCUUUGACGGUUACAUUCGAAAGUUUUCCAAUUGAUGUUCUCAUGGCGUGCAUCAACAAGGGUGAGUUUUUGUUCUUUUACUAUGUGGCACACAAUUGAUGAAUAGGGAAACAAAAUUAAUGAUUUUUCUUGUAAUAUAUCAAUCAUUAGACGCAGUGUUUAAUCACCAGAUGAAACACUGAGAAGGGAGUUGAAAAUACGACGCGUAGCGGAGUAUUUUUGAUGGACUUCGAGGUGUUUCAUCUGUUGAUGAAACACUGAGUCGAAUGCUUGAUAUUACUUUUUUAAAAAUAUGAUUUUAGAAGGAGAAAUUAAGGAUGCAAAAAUGAGCAGUUUUUCAUCUGAUUUCCAAACACUCAUUAAUCAUUAAUGUCCUUGUAUUUUCUUUAUGAAUUAUUAUUAAUGAGUUUGAUAAGUUUGGACUUUCAGUGCAGAUGCUUUAUUGGUUCUUGACCUCUUAUGCACCGCCCCCUAAUUUGUGUAUCUGUAAAUCGGUUCUACUCCGCUUUUUGCCAGUUUUUCGGACACUAAGUUAAACCUUUCACGCGUAAAACGUGAACAUUCAUAACACCUCACCAAACUCUUUCCAGCUUCCCACAUGCUUGGGUUACGAGAGAGCGCCCAAUACGGCACUGACCCAGGUCCGUCAAGUUUACUCAGCAUUUUUCGAAUCAGUGAGAUGAUUUAUUGGAUGCGUUCGAAGCUUGUUUGUUUUCCAUGAGCAAGCUUGUUACUUUCGAUUGUGUGGGCGCUCACUAAAAUUAUUCUUCCUUCAGGAGCUUGUGAAAGUGUUACUUUUUUUUCUUUCAAUGCUCUCGGGAACAAAGAGAGUGCAAAUGCAGCGGAGUUCUUCUUCUGUUUCGCCAAGAAAGAGCUUGAAAAACAUUGAAUACCUCAAAAACACAAAUCUUAACGAUACUUAUCACGUAAAAAAGUACUUGAAAAGUGUGCAUGAUCCAUCAAUGCCUCAGUUAUGCCUCAAAGUUGCGUCACAUAUUACGUUGGUAGAUUUCGCCGACUUAUUUUAUUCAGGCACAGUAAGGAUGUUGAAACACGUACUUUGCCUAGUAUCCUGGGAAAAGGGAUCCUUUCCUUUGGUCGUGAAUCAUGAAAGAGCCUUAAAAAACACCACUACAAGAACGUGCUUAUCUCGCUGAUUAUCAGCUUUGUCAUCGGUUUUUCGGGGUAUUUCUGACCGCACUUAUGGUAAGACAAACUGAACCUCUUCAUAUUCAGUGGGAGUGGCAUCUACCACACGUUUGGCACUAAAUUUUUGUGGAAGUUUUAUCUUGCGGCUGGGAGAUUAUCUGUUUUGGGGGCAACUAAAUUUUGCGGUUGGUAGCCAUGACUCAUGGCUUCUACGACUUUUUUGUGGUUACUCAGUUUAAUGACUCAAGAGGUCGAAAAAAUAUGUUUCCUGGCAAUUAUUGUAGCGAUGGUAUUGUGUCGUUGUUUGCAAUCAGUCGGAUUCUCGCCAGCUCCAUUUCUGUCCAACGAUCAAAAAAAUUAAUCUUAACCGUGAAAGUUUUUGGCGGUGCUAUUUUUCGUUUUUUCGCGGAAUAUUUUGGUCUGAAUCGUGGAAGGAAAACUCAAUAUAAAUUAGAACUUGCAAAAAUUAAUUGUAGGUUUAUAUCACUUAGCCUUUUCAUUCUCUAGACAUGCUUACUAAAAUCAGUUGCAUGUCUGAAGGAUCAGUUUACGAAAGUAAGGUUAAAAUAUUCAGAGGAAAGUCCUUGAAUACUACUUUCGUUGACAAUUUUUGUGAAAUUAUGUUCUCCGAGAUACAACGUAGGUGGUUCUGUUUUAAGAGCCAGUUGGUGAAAUGCCAAACAUCAACUUUUCAAACGCAUAAUGGACGCCGGUCGCUUUAGAGUUAUGAACUCCUAAAUGAUAUGCCAAAAAGGUUCUUUAGAGCUUGUCAUAAAUAAUUAACGUCUAAUUUUUCCUGAUAAAAUAUCAAUGCAGGCACACUAAAUAGACAGUCGAUGAAAGCAAGAAAACGGCUUCCUUUUUCUUGGCUUCAAUUAAACACUUGUAUCAUGAGAAAUGCAAUAUGGUAGGAUGAUAAGUUACCAUGGUUCGGAGGCGUGCUAAAUGAUAAGGAAAACGAAAAGAAGGCGUUUUUUGUUUGUCCUGUCGGUACUUUUUGAGCAUUUAUGUCAGUUGACAGAUUCGUUGAAGGCGGUAACUUCAGACUGUCAGGACAUGCGUGGUGUGUGUGGCAAAAAUGGUAGGAAUGAAGACUGCGCGUGACAAAGUACUCUUAAAACAAUUUUAUGUGCGGAGAAAAAGACGAGUUAAAAGAUAUCAUUAUUCUUAAAACCUGGUUAGGAUAGCUAUUCAUAAGGUAAUAAUAACGAGAAGAUGCAGUCGUUUGUAAUCAUUUGUGGUGGUCUCGGUUUAAGGAGGUUAAAUACUACCUUUUAACCGACACUGCAACAAUUUUAAGUCUCGCAAAAAUAUGUACUUAUCGCGUUCGUGGUUUCCUGAAGUACCCACCAGGUUUUUACGAUAUCAAUCGCGUGUGUCCGGGCAGUGUAUCAUGCUCCAAUAACUGUAUGAAAUACUUCAGUGUAGUCACGUUUUCUGAGCGUAUAUCAGUGUUCGAUACUUCGUGAACUAAAAUCAAUCAGAUGUUAUGUUCUGAAAUAAUAGAGUGAAGCCACCUGCAAUUUUGAUCAUAGUUUCUCUCGCAUUUUUCUUGUAUUUCUUUAAAGUGCAUUUUACGUGGAUGGGCCGAAUUUUUACUAGUCCUGAUGCAAAAUAGCCUGGGGGAGGGGAAACUCCCAUAUGAAAGGGGCGGGGAUGCUCGUCGUCUUGCUUAGGGGUGUUAAUUUAGGAUUUUGGUCUCACUUAGGGUUCUCUGUUCAAAACGUCAUUAUAUUUAGCCGUAAAGGUCUCUUUUAGGGUUGUGUAUUUUCAAUUUGUUUCAUUUACUCGAUUCAUUUAAUCAGAGUUUAAAAUGAUCUCUUUUAGGGGUCAAAAAAGGUUGGGCCAUGCCCAAAUUGGUUUCCUUUAGGGGUUUAAUUCAAAAUUCCUUACGAGCAUCCCCACCCCUUUCAUAUGGGAGUCUCCCCCGGGCAAAAUAGUGGGUCAUGGAUGGUGUAAUUGCCUGUCUGGAUGAAACUAGCUUUUCACAAGUAGAACAACGCCAAUUCGAAUAACCGAAUCCAUAAACUAUUGCUUUUCGAAGCAAACAAAAAUCUGUCCUUUUCCUGUCUGAAUGCUACGUCGUUACGCUCCACAACAACUAAAAUCAUGAUCUGACACAAACGAAAUAUUCAACAAGAGAGUCUAAGCUAAUUUCCUAGCGUGCAGUCUGGUAGGGCACGAAAUACCGCUUGUUCAUUGAUCCUUUUGUCCACUAGCAAACUCUUAAUAAUGCUAAAAAUAUACAGGGUUACGUUCAAGACAAGCUGGUUUCAUAUUCUCUAUCAAGCCUGCAUUGAAUUUUUAUUGUCUGUCAGUAGCAAAGGCCUAUUGCCUGUCAGAGGCCAUAUGACUCCAGUCUAUUAGUAAGCUCUUUACUGCUGUAAUUGUUGUCGAUACAAAUCUAAUCUGCAUACUUAAAGGGUCGGUAGACCUUUAUUGACACUGAGUGCUUUUUUAUCUUUCUGCGGAAUCUGAUCAGCGCUAAUCAGAGCCAGUAAAAGAUUUUAUCAGUCAUUUCCGAAUGCCUUACAGACCGAUGCUAACGAACACUUCCAUUAUUUUUUUCUCGCUCGGAUCUCUGUUCUUUCUUGGCACUUCAAGCAACUUCUCGAAGUCAUUGAUUUCUCGUCAGUUAUUAUGAAUCGUUUUAAGGAGAUUAAUGUAGUUUAUACGACCCCUCAGUACUCGUCUAGAAAAAUAAUGAAAAACCAGAAUCUGCAACUGAUGAAUUCCUAGCAGUCCAUUAAGCGACUGAUUACGUUUUUAAGUAAAACUAGAACUACUUUCUACAGUGCCGCUUUGUUAAGCGGCUUGAACCGUUUUUGUAGACACCACUCUGAACUUUGUGCCCAAUAAAUUUAAAUUAAGCUGCUUUUUUGUAGGGAGCAUUUCAUUCAUGUAGCGAUGUUUCUUUAAGCAGUUAUGAGACAGAUUUAUUGAGCUUUUUUUUUUUAAUUUUCUGGUCCUUUUCGUUUGUAAGUCAUUUUGUGUGGCAUAAGAAGGUCAAGUACAGCUGACGAAACCUUAUUCUUUGCCAUAGCGUGUACACAGAUCAUGUUGAUUUACGCCCAUUUUGAUUUUGAUUGUGAAAUCUGUAAACCUGGAAGUUUCUGACUGUUUGCGGACAGUUUUUCAACAGUUUCAAAAGGACGUUUAUCGAAUGUUUUACAAUCAGCCUUUGUUGUGUUGCGAGGCGAUGGCGAGAAAGAGAAAAACGUUUGGAUCUAGUGUCAAAGAGCGUCUAAGCCACUAAGCCAGAGGCCAGUCUCCCAAAAAAUGCAAGAUUUCCCAGCGCUGUGUCAAUGAUUUUACAAACAAACUAAGUGCGUUUUAGCAAAGAUUUAAAGAUAAAAAAUCGUCAAUGUGUAUUUAUUUUCUUGUCCUGUUUGUUUGCGUUUCAUGCUCCCUUAUUAGUUUACAGUGAUAACGUGUUUUUGUAAACAGAUAUAAAGCGCUUUAAAUUUAUCACAAAACAAGUUACGGAAGCACAUUUAAUUAAAGCAUACAUUCUGUCGUGUGACCUGUUGACACAAACUACUGCUUUUUGUGCAAAAGCACUUGUCCUAUCGGGGGUAAGGUUACUCCCUUAUUUGGCCUAAACUGUUAUAUGCCGCUUUAAAGGGUAUGGUUUUGAGGGUCUUGACUCUAAAACAGGGUCCAGUUUAAUACAAAUUGAUUAUUUAGUGACUAGUACAUUAAGGUGUCUUUUUGCUGGAAGGCUUUAACCCUUUAAGCCCCAAUACUGACCAACAUCAAUUUUCUCCUAACGAUAUCCAUAGAUUGUCUAUGAGAAUUAAUAAAAUGAUCACAAAGAGAAAAAUCUUUGAUCUCUCAUCAAAUUCUCUCAACUGAUUUUAUAAGGAAAUGUAUAAAGAUCAGUCUGGAGAAUUUGUAUGCGGAUAUUGGGGCUUAAAGGGUUAAAAGAGUGUGAAGGUUGGCGAUGAGCGGCACCAUCAUCCAUGAUGUUAAUUUGGAAAAUUACUGAAUUUGAUCUGUGUGUGCAAAACUAAGCUAGCCAGGGUUAUGAAAUAAGGUUUCAUGUCUUUAACAGGGUUAAGAAAUGAACGAUUUCUGUCUUAAACAAGGUUUUUUUUGGGUCCCCCUAAUUUUUACUAGAAUUUUUCAAACUUUACCAGGUCCCCCCGUUUGGUUCGAACAUAUCCGUUUGUCUCAAUCAAACAAGAAACUGUUAUCAGUCAUCAGAAUCAUUUCGGACUAAAGAAGUGUCGAAAGUUCGUUUGUAUCGAACAUGUCAGUUUGAAAGAAUCAGACAAGAAAGCAGUUAUCGGAGUCAUCCCAAUCAUUCUCGGACUAAAGAUUUCAUCGAAAACCCGCCUGUAUACAUCACAGCGGUCUCACAAUAUUUAUGAUGAGUGGGCCUUUUAUCUGAAUUGUCACACGCUAGGAUGUUCUCCACACAUUCAAAAGUUAGAAUCACCUUGUACUGCACAAUAAGCAGCACCACAGGAAAGUACUGCUCAGUAGCAGCUUUCAUUUGAAUGGUCACAUUUAAGGAUUUCAUUCACAGACUCAAAAGUUAGAACCACCUUGUACAGCACAAUAAGCAGCACCACAGGAAAGUACUGCUCACUGAGCUUUCAUUUUGUAGGUAACAACGUAAGAUUUCAUCCAUGAGCUCAAAAGUUCAUGAAAACCACCUUGAAAAACACCUUGGAACGUCGUUCCUCCGCGCGAAACGUCACCAGCGGCGAAGAGCGAGGAUAAACGGACGUUUUCGCAGGCUUAAGUACCAAGACCUCUCUGGGUGAAAACAGUGAACUAAAAAUGAAAGGGGCUGUUGUUCAAAGAGUACCAUAUAUCGCUCAGUGAUUGCUUUUCGCCACAGUGUUUUUCAUCUUAGGAACCUGACUUGCGCCGGCAAGACGGUUAAUACGCAGUUAGCAGACCGUCACGUGAUUGUUGACCCAGUGCCAGUUUUCCUCCGUCAGUUGGCGGGAUUCCGCUGUACUGCUGCCAACAACUUAGCGAUUACAAGUACGAUGAGUGGGCGGCUACGGCGACACAGAUAUUACUAUUACUGCCAAGAUUAGUUGAAAAAUUACCUUAUUAAUUGAAAAAACAUAAAAGGAAAAAGAAAAAAACGGAAGCGGGGAAAUGAACUGCUAAACAGUUCCGUUUGUCGUGUCACUUUAAAUUAGAAACGGCUUGUACAGCAUAAUAACUAGCUCCACGGGAAUGUACUGCAGCUUAUAGUAGCUUUCCGGCAGCUUAAGAUUUUAUCCUCAGACUAAAUUACAGUAAUACUGAGUACAACGAAAAGAAAACGUCAUGUGACUUCUAGGUUUUAGGCAAACACAAAAGUUGAGGUCUUUUCCGUUUGACCAAACGAAAACAGUAAGAUAUUUGUACAUGGAUUGAAGAUCGAUUUUUUCUGAAAGAAAUUAUACAAACGGGAGCACGGUCAUCAAAUCUCUUUACUCUCAUCCUCGCGUGCCAGCUCGGUGUCUUAUGAAGAUAAUUGUAAUUCAAUUUAUCUCUCUCAUGUGGUAACACGCAAACAAAACGACAUUUUAAGAGCCCGCUUUUUUAAAGCUUAAGGGUUUUAGUUAACCUCUUUUCGGUUCUGGUUUAGUUCAUAUCAUUUUUCUCCUGUUCAAUAAAAUUCUAGACUGCUGAUUCCGUGAAAACUGACUGCAAUGAAGAAAAGGAGCACAGCUUUAAGCAGUGUGUGCUAAGGGGGCAGAGUUAACGAGAUAAGGGCAGAUAAAUUGUCCAGUUCAAUUAAGAGAUUUUUUGAAAAAACGAAAAACGAGUUCGUGAGAAGUAUGAUCACAAAAUUUCAUGUAAUACAGCUGUAUCAGUUAUACGAUUUUUACUGUCCUGCACGGUCACGUCCAGCAACGUCCUCAUCGGUAUCUAGCUGCAAAAGAUGUCUUCAAUUCAGUUCCCGUUGAUGGACAGACUAUUUCUUCGGUUAACUAAGAGAAUUGGAACUCAAGUUAUGGUUGUGGUUGCGAUUUGUCCGUCGGCGGUUGCGGUACAAACUUAAGCAGGAUUAGAACGCAAUUAAAAUAUUUUUGAAGCUCAUACGUCCUGUUUUGAAUCUUACAUGGCGUUGGUUUGACGCAGUUUGGCUUAAAACCUCCUUCUUUUAAGACUCAAAGAUUAAUUUAAUGCUCGUAAUAUCCGGAACGCUUCAGUGGCGGAAAUUUUAACCUUUUUCUCAUUUAAUCGCUCAGCAUUCCAAAACGUUUGUUUUUGUCAAUUACAGUGCUGCCUUUUACACGCAUUUUUAAAAGAUAAACUAGCCAAGAAAAAUAGGAAGGCCUACUAAAAAACCAAAGGUCCUUAAGUUUGAAGCACAACCGUGAAGCCCUAACAGCGAUUAAUAUCUCAUUUCUUCCCAAUACACCUAUGAUUAAUCAUGCAAUAAUAAAAGUUAUGAGAAUAGAGGAAAUGAUCACCAAAGAGAAAAAAGACCCGUGUUAUUUACAAAUUCUUCUUUGGAAAAGUGUUCCACGAUGUUCAUGUUGAUAAAUUUAGGUUCUGAAAUUAUUCAAGUCAGAAUUGAAGGCAAUUUCAGUUGAAGGCAGUUUUGUUUUUCGUGGCGUGCAUCUUCCAGAAAUAUGGCGAUUACGUUAGAAAAAGUCUUGUCGUUUAUGAUUUACAAUUAAGUAAGUCACCAUUCGGAAUAUUACAAUGACGAGAGUUUUCAGCUGUUUCUUAUUAAGUUCCAGCGCUAUUUCGCACUUUUUUCUAGCCUUUUGGGAAAAAUACCUUGUGAUAAGGUUUGAUCCAAAAACUGACUGCUUGGGACAGUUAUAGAACACUUACAGUGAAAGCCUUAAAGGUUACUAUUACGUAAUAAGUAGACCUAACAGGGCAUUUUGUGGUUCGUAUUUCACCGGGCCCUUGUUGUUCAAAAGCGGGAGGUAGAUAGGGCUAGCGCAAUUGGUUUUCCUAAUACUUAUCCACUGGAUAGAGAUUUAUCCGGCAGAAAGCGCUAUUCACAUUUUGAACAACUGGGGCCGGUCUGACUUUCAGUUCAAGUAAAGACGCAAAUGGUUAGGGGAAAUCAGUACUGCGUGUCAUUGCGGUCUGAUGUCUUCCCCUUUUAUCCCCAGCGCAGAUUAACUGCUGUUAGUUUAGCGAUGUUUUCUUUAAGUACCUUCUCACUGUACUAAUGAUUCCCGCACUAAAGUACGCUCGAGUUCCCCUCGCGCGCCCUCUUCGCCUCUUCCUCGCUCCCUAAGGGUUUCAACAGCCUGUUCACACCUUAUGCACUUGUCAACAACGCGCCUCAAUACGCCUCUUCAACUGCCAUGCGUUUUCUUUUCCUUUUUAACCUCAGGUGAAACUGGAAUCGUAUUUCGAACAUGGUGUCUCAGACGAAAUCUACGGAGAUCACCACGAGAAACGAUUUCUCCACGCGGUCAAAUCUUUGUUUGAUAGUACUUUGUUUUUAUAACUAAACCGUAGCCUCCAAAACGAGUGUAUUGUAUUAUUGUAUUGCAAUUAACAUUAUUGAAAAAAAAAAUUCUUUACUGGCGCAAUUUACCUUCUUCUUGCAACUGCAUGUCUUAUCCUUAAAGGAACACCUUCCCGUUACCGCGCAUGUACCAAACGUUGAUUUUCUGACAGGAUGCUGUGAAUUCAAAAGACACGAGUAGUGUUACAGAACCUGCAAAAAUUCGUUUGCAUCGUGCCCGGUUAAAAUCGAUACAACACUAAACCUUCUCAGAAUUACAGAUCAAUGAUAUAUUGUUCGAUUUGUUUGCGGAAAUCUGGUGUUUUUUGCGUUGCUUUCAUUGUCGUUGGCCGGAGGUCCUUGAGAACAGACAGAAGGAAAGCAAUCCGAUGCUGGUUAAAGGCAUAUUUCUCCUAUCAGUCGUAUCCAUAAAAGCUAGAUAAUCGUGAAAGGAAUAAGCAUGAAUGGAACAACAGCAGCACAAAAGACUAUAUAUAAAGCAAGAAAACCCAUGAGACAUGGAUGCCACUGUUGAGGUCUUGAGGACUCUGUCAAGCACCAUGUUUUACAAUGACGUGCUAGUAAACUUAACCCCCUGUAAAAGUACAGCCUCUAGUAUGUGUGCGUACGCAUAAUUUGGACAUUGCUCCCGGGUAAUUCUGUUCAAUAGGAUGUAAUAUCCAGAUUCUUUUCAAACUUAGGCCAAUUGAUAUUCAUAAAAUGGGGUCACCGCGCUUGUUUUCGUCCCAUAUCCCAUUUUUACCGACAGAGAAAACUGACAUAUCGUUUAACUUCAGGUUGGAAGCCUUGGUCGAGUUGGAGUAAAUGCAGCAAAAAUUGCGAUGGUGGGAAACAAACUCGAACGAGAGCUUGUUCGGUUAAGGAAUGCGAUGGAAGGACCAGACAAACGAGAUCGUGCAACACUUACGAAUGCGACGGUAGGUUAUUUCUCUCAUAUACUACGCAGAAGCAAGAGCCUACAAACCUUCCGAACAGGCCUUUCAUGUGGCUAAAUAUAAAACAGGAGAAUAUCCUGGCCAGCGGUCUUACUCUCUAAUUGUAUAUGGGGUGGUCUUAGGGUGUUUGCAGGGCCUCUGUAAUUUUUUCACCUUGCUCACUGAGAUCAAGUCAUUAAGCUCAUGUUACCUUUCGCGUGCAUUUUAAAGCCUUUUUGAUCCCACCUCUCCCCUCCCUCUGUAGGUGUGUGCUAAGUUUUUACGAAGCUCUCCACUGAGGUUCUCAGUGUGAUGUUGUUUGAUAGUUGCCGCUCACAGGGUUGUCAUGGUUACCUUCCAGGCUUACUUUCUCCUCUCAAAGUUUGUCCAGGCACCUUCUUCAUACCUAUCUAUUAACGAUGGGUUUAAUUUACGAUAAAAGCGCUUGAUAGUUUUUUCCCCUAUAUUCCUUCCAUGUGGCCUGGUUCUUGUUAUGUACCUAUUUUGCGUGGAUGGCACACAAACAGAGCGACCCAUUAACUCGAAAUUCCUUAUCUAGCUGGCUGCUACUAAGCCUCUUGAUAUUUUUAUUUUACAUCUCGGACAAGUUUUAGGCGAGUAAUUUAAAGUGGCUCUAUUGGACCUUUUAAGGGUGCAAUACCUCUUAAAGUUUGUGCCUUAACUACUUCGCCUCUAACAAAGAUACUGGAAAACAGUCACCACAGCUGUAUUAGAUAAAGGCCAAAACAUGCCUUGGUCAGUUUUAUAUUGACAUCGGGAGUUUGAUGUCUAAACCAGCAAAUUUUACUUGCGGUCGUAUUUUCGUUCACGGUAACUUAUACCUACUAGCUGCCUCAAUAUUCUUUAAAUUUCAACAGUUCCUCUUAGAACGUUGUCGAGAUUUUCAGUGAUUAAUUUGCACUAAAUUUGAAUAAUCGUUUUAACUGAAAAGGUUCUCUUUCAGGUUUGAAAGACAUUGUACGUCACGUUCGAGAAGAACAAACACCACCUGCCUCGAAAAAUGAAAACAUUCAUCUGAAAAAUGGACGCAUGCCGUCAAUAGACGUCUCCAAAGUGUUCCGUUACUACUUUCCAGGGGAGUUCUCCAUAAUCAUGACUUUCCGAGCCACGAAGAUUACAAACGUUUAUCUCUUGGCGAUGUAUUCAUAUCGCAAAAUUAUGACUUUAGGGGUGCGAUUGACCCCCAAAAUGUUAAGUUUUGAAAGAAACUCUCUUUCCCUUAAUCAUCGCUGGUCUUUGGACUUUCCUGUUGAAACACGCAAGGGACAGUGGUACAGUUUAGGUAUUAGUGUCCAGGAAAAAGAGGUCACGGUCUAUUGGAACUGCGAGAAGAUUGGAACCAGGAGCUUUCUCCAAAAGCUCUCAUUUAUUCCGGACUCACUUGGUAAAAUUUACCUCGGAAAACCACUGCUGGUGUCCUCUAUAGAAAGUUAUGAGGUGAGCCCUUAUUCACUUACAAAUUCUCCAAACUGAUCUCCAUACAUUCCCUGAAAGAAUUAGUUGAGAGAAUUUGAUAAAAGAUCAAAGCAUUUUCUCUGAGGUGAUCAUUUUAUUAAAUCUCAUAUCCUUUUCUUUUGAUAAGGUAUUGAUAUUGUAAGAGAAGAAAAUUGAUGUUGGUCCCUAUUUUUGUGCAGGUCAAGACAGCGCGACAACUGUUUUGAAGUACAAUGAUCUCGAGUAAAGUGUAAUUAUGUGUUCAUACAUAGCAUCAAAACAAAGAUCUUAUUCAUGAAUGGCGCCCUAAUAUUCAAUCUCAUUCGCCUCUUUAGCUUCACAGAAUGAUGAUGAUAAAGUGAACUGCGCAAUACAGUAAAUACAGACUAAGGAGGCCAUGGGUUCGAAUCCCGUUGAAGCCCCGAAAUAUCUUUUUCAGAUUGAGUUGCAAUUGGUUAAAUUGUCAUUAAAACUGUUUCGACGAUAUCUUCAUUUAAAUUUGUAUAUUUCGCAGUUCAUAUCAUCGUCUUCAUUUUAUGUUUCAUCCGUUCACGCCGGGUAAAGUCAUUUAAUUAUUUAUUUUGACUUCCCGAUGCUACACAAGGUGCUUUCCGCGGAUCAAUUUAGGUGUCUAGGAAACUGCCCACCUACCCCUCCCCUAAGUCAACAUUAACACUUACUUCUCACUUAGGCCAAAAGGUUGGUUAGGGGAGGUGUAGGAGGGCUGUUUCCCGAAACCUAAAUUGAUCCCUUUCCGCGCCGAUAACUUCAUUUGAUUAACAUAUAAACCUGUUUAGCGUACUUUUUAUUAAGAUAUAAACCUUUUGACUAACAUUUAAACCUGUUUAAAGUACUUUUUAUAUUAUUUUGGUUUCUUAAAUUUCUUGUUUGAUUAUUUGCUAGAUUGAUGUUAGUGAGAUGUACUUUGUCCCAGACCCCGGUGCGUCUAAACAACAGUGUGAUAUUCCAGUUUUCAAACCAGUAAGUUAGUUUAACUUAACCGUCACUCUUUUUACCAGUAACCUGAGAUAAUUUUGCAUAAAAAUGAGUGUAAAUGAAUACCGACAACCUUAUAACAAACGAAUUCCAAUCGAGUCAAGCGUGCGCGGGUUUUAGGUUGGUCCAGCGAAUGGGCGAAUGCGUGUAAGUUUUAAUUUGUUACAUGCCAGAUUUCUAUGUUUUGGAAUUUUGUGCUAAUAAUUCGACCUACAGUUGUGGUAAAGAGACUUAAUGACGGUUCCAGGUGAAGUUUACGUAAGAGGACAUUUUCCGUGAUUUGUGGUGGAUCUGAAGAGUUUAACGAUAGUUAUAGAUAAAGCGGUAUUCAGAGAGGAUAAACCUUAAAUGGAUAAAUAUCGUUGUGGUAUGGACAGCCAUGAACACACAGCUUUAAACAAAUUCAAAAGGGCUUGUGUGGAUUAUCUCCCUUAUUUGGCCUAAAAGGGGAUGCGACGCUGAACAGGGUAUGGUUUGAGGGCUCAGAGGCUUAAAAAGGGUAGGAGAACAGGCGCGCGUUCUACAUGCCUGCUUAUGCGUGGUAACAACAUUUUUUCCUUGGAGAAAUCUAAUUAUAUCAUUUUAAAUUCCAAAAUAUAUUUAAUUCUCUAUACGAAAGGAAUGAAGGUCGUAAAAAAUGGCCUUGUGUGGUAAAUUGGGUCGCGAAAUGCAUGGAUUUCGUGUUAAACAGCGUCAGUGUUUUAGGGCCUCAGCGGACACUUGCACCCAACCGAGCAAACUAUAAUACACUCUGUUAGGAACUUCUGUAGGAUGAUUUUGCUGAUUGUUGAUUUGCAGAACCAACUUCCAUUUGACGGCAGCGGAGAAGACGAGGAAGGAUCCGCCGGUGGUGGUACGCCAAAUAUUGUUGACCAUCCUCAAAAUGAAGGUUUGUUCCGGGAAAAUCGUUGAUCUCUCUUCGCGGUGACCAUGGUGGUUUAGGGAUAAAUUUGGAGAAAGUGAUGCCUGAUUCCUAGCAGAGUCGAGUAUCGUAAAGGUUUUUAUUACGCCCUGAUUUCCCACUCCGGUGUUUGAAAACUUAUGCAUCGAAAGAAAAACAUUCAAAGUAUACAUUACAUUUCUUGAUCUUUUUACUUAUCGUCUCUUUCACUUCUAAGAAUGUCCCAAAUCAUAGAAAAUCUGUAAAACAAAGCAGCACGUGGAAGUACUGUUGGGUCUCACUUAAGGAUUUAAUCCACAGUCUGAAAAGUUAGAACUAAAUAGUAAACAAUUCAAAGCGUGUGAAAGUACUCAGUCUGCUUAAAAGGUUUCAUUUGAAUGGUCCGCGCAUCACAACUUGAGGUUUUUGUCCUCAGAAUUUUUAAUUUUAACGUUGAAAAAAGUGAAAACCGUAAAACCUGGUUUCCGUAGAUAAUUGGCUCUAGAUAGGGAAAGAUUCAACUAUCUGAGAAUGGAAAAUGAGAAAGGGACUAAAGAAGCACAUGGCUUUGAAUCAAAUGCGUUGCCCAUUUUUAUGGAAAUUAGCUUUACUCGUGUUCGAGUGUUCCUAUUGCUGUCCGUACUUAUGAUUGUCAUAGGUUUUGUAUUUAAGCCUGUGGUUCGAAUAGUCGGGAAACCGUAUAUCCAUGCUGUGACAUUAAAAAACUAAUUGAUUGAAUUGAAUUGAAUUCAAUUGAAGAUAGAUUAAAGCAAACACUCGCAGGCACACGUGCAAGUGUACAAUGUAAAAAAGAGAAAUUAUUUAUAAGAAUGCAAUUCAGUUUUCUUACAAACAUUAAACUAAAAAAGUUUAAAAAGGCAUGUUUACAAAACAACACUUGAAGCGCUCAGUACGAAUGCGUGGUAGUAUGUAAUCAUGGCCACGUUGACGUAGUGAUCGAUCUGUACGUUUACUUGUUAGAAGAUCUUUCAAACAACACUGAGUAUCCGUAAUUUUUCCCCAUAGUUGUUUAUCCCUAUCUCGAAUCACAUCACUGAAGGAUAUGCACUUGUUAAUAUAAGCAUAUUUCGAUGUUCGCUUACAUAAUUUAUCGAUCUUAGAGAGAUAUUUACCCUCAUAAGCGCACGCCCAUACUUCAAUUGCGCAGGUAUUGAUUGGUCACUUUCUAUUUGCAGUUGAAAUGUCGUGGACUGAGUGGUCCAAAUGCUCCCGUUCGUGCGGCAAGGGAACUAGAAAGCGAGUUAUGAUGUGUGACCUGGAAUCUAGUUACACAGACGAGAACGGAAUGCCCACCGAUGAAUGCCUUAAGGCUCUGCAGAAUGAAGAAGUCAAGGAAUGUUUUCUGACAAUCUGUCCGGGUAUGAACAUGCUAGAAUGCCUUUAAUUCUUAAAUCCACAAAGGACAAUUUGAAAAUACAUACCUUUAAUUAUCUUGAGGUUUCAUUUGUAUAAACGGCUGAGCAAGGCGGAGCAAAGUGGUGUAGUUUGUGAUGGCAUUCACCUGCUUCACCUUCCACCUUUUUUGAUCCGGGUAAUGGGUUGAGUUUGUUCUUAGGGAACUUAACCAGCAACGUUUUUGAGCGAUGCACGUCAACCGGAAGUAUGCCUUGACAUCACCAAAUUUGUAUUGCUAAGUGUCCUUACUCUUAUAGAGACGAUUUGCCCAAACGUUUGUUCAAAAUCACGGCUCAAGAGUGCAUUAAGUCCACUUCCAUUUGACGUGGGUCGCUCAAAAACUUCGCUGCUUAAACUCCCUGCUUCGUUUCACUGCUCCUAACCUGCGAUCAGGCAGCGGAAGAGAUAUGAAGAGGACGUGAUCGCAGGCUCCUCCCCUCCGAGAUGUUUUCCUCGGAUACUCUGGCUUUCCCUUUCCAACACUGGUUGAUUCCAAUCCUCUAGACUGCGAGCAGUCUCUUGUUUUUCUUUGCAAAGUUACUGCACGUGAAACCUAAGCACGCGAGCGGCGAAAAACGAGGGCGUAAGCCCGAGAAGAAAAAAUAUGGUUUGCAAUCGCGCUGGAUGAGAUAAGAACUAAGCUGAUUUUAAGAGAAAAGGCGGACUGCAAGCAGUCUACCAAUGCAAUCCCGUUAAGAACUCAUGAAAACUACAGGAUGAUUUCUUAAAAGCUCUUACGGGUGUUUUGUGUGUAGACAAAUCACAUUUACUCUUCCUACUUUCACUUUUUUCACUCUAGCCCAGUGUGAUCGACCAUGUUUAAAUGGAGGAUUUUGUGCUAGCCGAAAUCAUUGUCAAUGCCGUUCCGGUUUCCAUGGUGACCAAUGCGAGAAAGGUUAGGAUGAUUAUUUUAUUGAGUUUACGACUGUGUACUAUUUACAAUAAGAUUCCGGAAAAUCCGGUUGGAAAGUAUUGUUCGGUUCGUUUCGGUGGGAAAUUUUCGAGAGUAACGGAACGUCUGGAAAGGUAGUCCUGUUUUCCCGGUCGGAAUAUUUCAAACGGAAAUACGUGUUCCGACUUUGAUACCAGUUCCAGACUUUCGCGUCAGUCAUUUUUAAAGUGAAAGUGGUAACCUGCGUAGCUGGAAGGAUGAUCGUGCCCGGGGUACUUUCGUAGCGGCGUAGCAGCCACGAGACGAGAAGCGAGUGGCGACGCCACGUCCGCCGCCAAAAACUACAGCACUCGCCCGCUAAUUUCGCCAACUAGGGAGGCCAUGAAAGAGGCGUUAUUCGAGAGUUUUUGCUAUGAACCCAUCACUGCCGUGCAUACCAUUUAUGAAGUAAAUUGAUCUGCCUGGACAGUUCUGAUUAAUAGUAGAAUUCUCUUAAGAGUCAAAUGGUUCGGCCAACCGGUUUUUACUUAUGGUAAGCUCUCGUAGUUAAAGCGAGCCAACAACAACAGCAACCAGGCGAAUUACCGACUGUAAAAGAUAGGCAUACACAAAAUGGUGCUAUGGAAGGAUGUCGAAAUCUACUGAUUAGAAAAUUGUCUUCGAGAGAAAGCAAACAGAACUAACUAACCGUUUUAGUGAAAUGCAAUGACAUAUUUUGUAUGAAUAAGAUGUAAUUUUUUUUUGGCAGUUGAAUGCAAGAUUCUGUGUCGUAACGGUGGAACUUGUGUUGGGCCGUAUAAAUGUAGCUGCCCACCAGGAUAUGGAGGAACACAGUGUGAAAAAGGUACACUGCAAUCUUUAGUUCUUAAAGAUCUAAAGAUACAUUUUUUCCUUUUACCUUUACCUAAAUUAUCCGCGUAACUGUGCUGGGUAAAUAGGGGCAGAUUUCCUCUUACCAGGGAGAAACGCCUAGUCUACCGCGUAGAACGCACAUCGCCUUGGACGCCGAUUUUUCUAGCGAUGGAGAUCUCUAAACUAAAGCCGAAUGCGAGCGUUGCGAAAUGCAGUCGUAUUCAGCAAACGAAAAGAAUCUCGAGCGAAGGGCCAAACGAUGAUGAUGAUGAUGAUGAUGAUGAUGAUGACGAUGAUGAUGAUGAUGAUAGGAACGAUGAUUCCAGCAGGCGUCAGGAUAAUAGAGGAGUUAUGGUUCAACUUUCACAACAUAAAGGAUUUCUGUCUUAAAAAGUAGAGAUGCCCUCUGCUUAACCCGGUCAGUAAAGCGUUAGACUGAAGGCGGCUGUAGAGCCAAUCAGAGAAGUAGACAACGACAACAGCCGUCAGCCCUUAUGUCACUCAUUUAAUUCUCAUACUUUUGUAGGGGAAAGUUCAAAAGCACCAAGGGAAAUCCACAAUUUUGUGGUAUUGUGCAUGAAUGUGGUGGAUGGGUUGGGCACCUUGCAUGAGAUCGUAGUGUCUGAUUCACUCCUUUCCCCCACAGGGCAAGUCUGUGCCCUUAGUUCCAACAAAACUUAUCAGUUGACCCCUAUAUCUACCAGGUAAAAGCAAAAGUGGCAAUUUUGUGUAGGUUCUUCAUGUGCUUGUAUGCUUCAUUAACCUUGACCAGACUCUCCGUAAUUUUAUUAACCAUAUAAUGGGCUAUAUUCAUGCGUCCAUAAAAUACUAACAAACAUAACGUAAACAAAGUUGGUCUGAGCUGUUUUAUCCAGUCACAUAGCCCGUAUGAUGUUUUUAUUUAUUGCAGCAUUGUGCAGCCCGCCCUGUCAGUUUGGUGGACGAUGCGUUCGACCAAACGUGUGUCACUGCUCCCCAGGAUUUCUUGCGCCCUACUGUAGACGUAAGUUCCUCGUUAAAAUAACUUUUCGCGCUUGCCUAUUUUCCCGCAAAUAUCAAUUAAAACCUACUUGUACCACAAAGUACAAGGCGGCCCACUGCGAGUACAUUUGGCUAAACGAUUUAUUCAAACAUGUGAUUUAUUUUUUGCGUUCUUAGCCUCUUGUAACCCAACCUGUCUUAAUGGUGGAGUUUGCGUUGGACCGAAUAAAUGUCGCUGCCCCAAAGGCUACACGGGAAACAACUGCUUGCAAGGUACACUGGGAUGGCGUUGUUUUCAUUUAAGUGAGGGCAGUGGGAGGCCGCAUUGGACAUGUCUGACGCUAGUUUCUCUUUAUUUUAAUAGCGGUCUGCGGACAACCCUGUAUGAACGGCGGUGUGUGUUACAAGCCUGACAAAUGUACGUGUCGUCACGGCUGGCAAGGGAAGAGGUGUGAGAAAGGUGAGACAACAAAAACAGCUUCAUUUUGGCAUGGCUACUGCAGGAAGAUGGUGGGGUUAUACGGUGCAUAUGCCAUAAAUGCCUUAUUUUAUGGGAAAUUUGUCUUAGGCAGCUAAACAAGGGCCUCCCUGCAAUCCCGCUAUCUGAUCCCACCAGUUACACAGGCCUACCAAACAUAGACAUGCAGCAUGACAAAAUGACUGAAAUGCAAGUCACGCGAUGAUAAAGAAACACAUUUCCUAGGUUAAGGAGAGUCGGAAGCGACCCGACCUCUUUCGCACUUAAGUAUUUAACGAUCCAGAAACCAGCGUUUCCAGAGGAAAGCUGGUUAGUGCGCUGCCUUCUGCGCCCGGGAGGCUCCGUGUUUGAUUCCCAGGCGUGGCCUCAGAUUUUUGUUUCGACUUCUUUCUUUUUCUUGGAACUUUUGAGUAGCUUGAAAUAGCGUAAAACGGGACACUGAUAGAGAGAGGAGGGUGAAAUGAGAGCACAGUAGGCUUCAACUCGUAACUGUAGUUCAAAAGACAAACCUACCGCGUAGGGGCGGGAAGCUUGCGUGACUCCGGCCCGAGCGAAUGCGAAGGAGACAAGCGAGUCACCAAUACGAAUAAGGAUCUUUUCCUUUACUCACCCGAAAAUUCAUAGAGGGGGUCAUUAAUCUGUUUCCUUUUGGUGACUAUGCUUGACCAUAAAAAAACAGUACUUCUGGAAAAAUCUUCAUUGAGCAACUGGCCGACUGUAUUCUUUUACAGCGGUAUGCAACCCUAAGUGUCAAAAUGGCGGCACGUGUAUCAGACGAAAUCGAUGUUCGUGUACGCGCGGCUAUUCCGGCUUUUUCUGUCAAAUUGGAGUGGUGAGUAUCAAGUGA
Molecule: messenger RNA, 23858 nt
Organism: Porites lobata
Lineage: Eukaryota; Metazoa; Cnidaria; Anthozoa; Scleractinia; Poritidae
Source: the annotation of a GenBank genome assembly